UAACUAAUUAUACAUACUAAUUCACUCAUUUAGUUAUUGGUCUUGCCAUGAUGUCCAUUCGAUACGCAACCGAGGCUGUCACGCCUUCUCUGGCACGGAUCAAUGUCGACGCCUUUCGCGGGAAGGGAAUGCUGGAGAACAUCUUCCCCGCCGCUUCAGUAUCGGAGCAGCAGAUGCUGGCCUAUAAGACGCUGAGGACUGCCCGGUUCCUUGCAGAUGAGAAUUACCAUGUUCUCUCUGCGGAAGAUUCCUCAUCGGGACAAAUCGUGGGAUACGCGCGGUGGUUGAUCCCUUCACGAACAUAUUCGAUUCUCGCGGGAAGAAGCCAAAGCGAAGAUGAAAGAGACCCUCGUGCUAUGCCUGUGUUAAGUGAGGAGGUGGCUUCCAUCAAGGAUAUGGCUGGACAUGCACCUCCCGGAAUGAACGUGGAGGGUCUGAAUGCGCUCAAGGCGAUGAUGGAGGAGAAGAAGGGGAAGGUUAUUGACGUGGAGAGAGAUAUGGUUCUUGAAUUGAUCGGGAUCUCGAAUCAACAUCAACGACGUGGUCUCGGAUCGCAGAUGUUGGAAUGGGGCAUUGAAAGGGCAAACCGUGCCGGGGUACGCAUUUACCUGGAAGCAACGGAGGCUGGAUAUCCCCUUUACCUGCGGAGAGGGUGGACGGUUGUUGAUGAAUUGGUCAUGGACUGGUCACCGUAUGGGGGGAAGGGAGUAACCAAGUUGACGAUGAUGGUGAAGGAGCCGGAAGAGUGAAACAAUUAAUAGUAACAAAAACGUUAGCCUAUAUAGCUUCCACAGCAAAAUAUAACCAUUAGAAGUCCUAAAUGAC
Messenger RNA from Penicilliopsis zonata CBS 506.65, 825 nucleotides. RefSeq lists its product as hypothetical. The coding region runs from base 48 to 749 and encodes 233 amino acids. The record is from RefSeq and is a predicted model, not a curated record. Gene Ontology annotation, molecular function: acyltransferase activity, transferring groups other than amino-acyl groups. The transcript is spliced from 2 exons. NCBI's taxonomy places the organism in Eukaryota, Fungi, Ascomycota, Eurotiomycetes, Eurotiales, Aspergillaceae.